Molecule: messenger RNA, 1566 nt
Organism: Labeo rohita (rohu)
Lineage: Eukaryota; Metazoa; Chordata; Actinopteri; Cypriniformes; Cyprinidae
Gene: slc5a8
Product: solute carrier family 5 member 8
Exons: 13
Coding region: 56-1519 (487 amino acids)
Biological process (GO): propanoate transmembrane transport; sodium ion transport
Cellular component (GO): membrane
Molecular function (GO): organic acid:sodium symporter activity
Source: RefSeq, a predicted model, not a curated record
CUUCGCCGGAGGAGGUCAGAGCAGCUCCGCAGACUUUUUGGUGGGUGGACGGAGUAUGACAGCGGUGCCGGUGGCUCUGUCCCUGACAGCCAGCUUUAUGUCAGCCAUCACCGUUCUGGGGACCCCGGUGGAGGUGUAUCAGUAUGGAGCCAUUUUCAUCCUCAUCUGCUUUUCUUAUGUUCUCAUGGUGGCUGUGAGCUCUGAGAUUUUCCUGCCCAUCUUCUACAGACUGGGAAUAACCAGCACCUAUGAGUAUCUAGAGAUGCGUUACAAUAAAGUAAUUCGACUAUUUGGGACAGUCCUGUUUAUCAUACAGACAGUGUUAUACACAGGUCUGGUUAUUUAUGCUCCAGCUUUGGCUUUAAACCAAGUCACAGGUGUAGAUCUCUGGGGUGCCGUCAUAUCGACUGGAGUGGUUUGCACUCUAUACUGCACAUUAGGCGGUCUGAAGGCAGUGGUGUGGACGGAUGUGUUCCAGGUGGGCAUCAUGUUGGCCGGGCUCUUGGCUGUCAUUAUCCAAUCAGUGCUGCUGCAGGGCGGAUUCAACACUAUCAUCAGUGACUCCGCCCAGGGCGGGCGGCUCAACCUAUGGGACUUCGAUCCAAACCCUCUGAGGAGACACACUUUCUGGAGCAUCACAGUGGGAGGGACGUUCCUCUGGACCAGCGUCUAUGGUAUCAAUCAAGCUCAGGUGCAAAGAUACAUAUCAUGCAAGUCCCUCUUCCAUGCCAAAAUGGCUUUAUACAUUAACUUAGUGUCUCUCUGGGCAGUAGCAAUAUGCUCAGUAUUUAGUGGCUUAUGUCUAUAUUCUGUUUAUAAGAGCUGUGAUCCAUGGACAGCAAGGAAAGUGUCUGCUCUGGAUCAGCUUAUGCCAUACCUAGUGUUGGACAUCCUGAGAGAAUAUCCUGGUGUGCCAGGACUAUUUGUGGCAGCAGCAUACAGUGGCACAUUAAGUACAGUCUCCUCCAGUGUAAAUGCUUUGGCUGCAGUAACUAUUGCAGAUGUGAUACGUCCAUACCUCAAUCUGUCAGAGAAGCAGCUGUCCUGGGCUUCAAAGGGCUUGAGUUUGUUUUAUGGUGCCGUGUGCAUCGGAAUGGCUGGUGUUGCAUCUUUAAUGGGAGGGAUGCUACAGGCCGCUAUUAGUAUCGUAGGAGUGGUUGGCGGACCUCUACUGGGCCUUUUUUCUCUUGGCAUCCUGUUUCCUUGUGCUAACGCAAAGGGAGGUUUGGCAGGGCUGCUGUCUGGUUUGGCGCUGUCAUUGUGGGUGUGUAUUGGGGCACAGAUUUACCCUCCACAACCCGAAAACAGCAGACCAUUGCCUCUGGAGACACAUGGCUGUAACAUCUCAGGCAGCUCUAACUGGACUGCAAACACUGAAGAAAAUCUAGAAAGGCCUUUCCUGGCUGAUAACUGGUACUCGCUCUCAUACCUGUACUUUGGCCCAUUGGGGACUGUGACGGUCAUCACCGUGGGUCUUAUUGUCAGCAUACUUUCAGGUAUGAGACUUUCUGAUAUGUGAAGCACCCUGCUGACUUCGUUCAAAGUAUCUGAUGUUUUCUAAAUUUG